AUGUCGAACCAAACUCCCGAAUCUUGGGAAGACGAGCUUGCCCGACAGGCUGAGGGUGUCAACCUGAACGCACAAUCUCGCCCUCAAGCCCAGGCGCCCACUUUCACACCUGGAGCCGCUUCUUUCACCCCCGGAGCCUCCGCAUUUGUUCCAGGACAGCAAUACCAGCAGUACGCCGGCUACCCCCAGCAGGGAUACCCCCAGUACGGUCACCAGCAAGCCUACGGCCAGUACCAGCAGCAGCAGGCUUACGGCCAGUACAACGCAUAUGCUCAGCAGCCCGGUGCCUUCAACAAUGGACAGCAGUCAUACGGUGCUUACCAACAGCAACCCCGCCAGAAUGUGCCUGUAGCUGCACAGCAACCCGCAGCUCAGUCUGCUCCCAAGCCCGCCUCGAACGCCGCCCCUCCUAAGGCCAAGGUCCUGUCUAUCGGUGCCUCCGCUUCUACUACUGCCCCCAAGACCAAGGUUCUCUCUAUUGGUACCCCUACCCCUGCCGCAAAGCCCGCCGAAUCCACGGAAUCCAAGGGUGACACUAAGGGUCCUGCUGCUGCCGAGGCCGGUGCCAAGGCUGUGGCCACCAAGGGCCUCGACAAGUCAGAGAAGGCUGCUGCUAGCGGCAAGUCCUCCCCUACACCAUCUUCCGGCCGCUCCAGCCCUGGUCGCUCCAGCCCUGCUCGCGGCGAAACCGCCAAGCAAGCUCGUGAGGCCAAUGCUGUUGCGAAAUCUCAGCAGGCUGAUGUGGAUGACGCCACCCUGAAGGAAAUCUACGGUGAGCGCAGAGAACACGUCAACGUUGUCUUCAUCGGUCACGUCGAUGCUGGAAAGUCCACUCUGGGUGGAUCUCUUCUGCACGCCACUGGUAUGGUCGAUGAGCGUACCCUCGAUAAAUACAAGAAGGAAGCCAAGGAGGCCGGUCGUGAGACUUGGUACCUCUCGUGGGCCCUCGAUCUGACCCAAGAGGAACGAUCCAAGGGUAAGACCGUUGAGGUCGGCCGUGCUUUCUUCAAGGUUUCCGUUCCCCACCCCGAUGGCCCCAUUGAGCGUCAAUUCUCCAUUCUCGAUGCCCCCGGUCACAAGUCCUACGUGCCCCACAUGAUUGGUGGUGCUUCCCAGGCAGACCUCGGUUGUCUGGUCAUCUCUGCCCGUAAGGGUGAGUACGAGACCGGUUUCGAGAAGGGUGGUCAGACCCGUGAGCACGCACUGCUUGCCCGUAACACCGGUGUCUCCAAGCUGGUGCUUGUCGUCAACAAGAUGGACGACCCCACCGUUGAAUGGAGCAAGGAGCGUUUCGACGAAUGUACCGUAAAGGUCAUCAAGUUCCUGGAGGCCCUUGGCUACAAGAAGUCGGACAUUUUCUGCAUGCCCAUCUCCGCACAGCGCACCAUCGGUAUCAAGGACCGUGUCCCCAAGGAGACGUGCCCCUGGUACGAUGGUCCUUCAUUGCUUGAAUUCUUGACUGAGUUCCAGCUUCCCGAGCGCAAGGUUAACGCACCCUUCAUGAUGCCAAUCAGCGCCAAGUACAAGGACAUGGGUACCAUGGCCGAGGGUCGUAUUGAGUCCGGUAUCAUCAAGAAGAGCGGUACUUACCUCAUGAUGCCCAACCGCGAGGAGGUUUCCAUCUCUGCCCUCUACGGUGAAACCGAGGAGGAGAUUCCAAAUGCCAAGGUUGGUGAUCAGGUCCGCCUGCGUCUCCGUGGUAUUGAAGAAGAAGACUUCUUCCCCGGUUUCGUGCUCUGCUCCCCCAAGCGCCCUGUCCACUGUGUUUCUGCCUUCGAGGCCAAGAUUCGCAUCUUGGAUCUCAAGAGCAUUCUCACCGCCGGUUUCAACUGUGUGCUGCACGUCCACUCCGCAGUUGAAGAAGUCACCUUUGCCGCUCUCCUCCACAAGCUCGAGCCCGGUACCGGCCGUAAGAGCAAGCGUCCCCCCCAGUUUGCCAACAAGGGUCAGACCAUUAUUGCCCGUCUCGAGGUUACCAGCACAGCCGGUGCUGUCUGUGUUGAGAAGUUCUCCGACUACGAGCAGCUUGGUCGUUUCACCCUUCGUGACCAGGGUCAAACCAUUGCUAUCGGUAUGAUCACCAAGCUCAUCACCCCCGAGGGUGAGGCUGUGUAA
This is a messenger RNA of Penicillium salamii, 2115 nucleotides long. The record is from the annotation of a GenBank genome assembly. NCBI's taxonomy places the organism in Eukaryota, Fungi, Ascomycota, Eurotiomycetes, Eurotiales, Aspergillaceae.